Messenger RNA from Schizophyllum commune H4-8, 755 nucleotides. RefSeq lists its product as uncharacterized. NCBI's taxonomy places the organism in Eukaryota, Fungi, Basidiomycota, Agaricomycetes, Agaricales, Schizophyllaceae. The transcript has a single exon. The coding region runs from base 102 to 611 and encodes 169 amino acids. The record is from RefSeq and is a predicted model, not a curated record.
GCCCUCGGGGACGCUGACGACGCGCUUGUGGCAGCGCGACGGGUUGCUUGGCGGCUUGGCAGCGCGACGAGUGGCAGCUGGAGGGGCAGCGCGAUGGGGUGAUGGGUUGCUGCGCGACGCGUCGCCUGGUCUGCUUCGUACGACGCGUCGCCUGGUCUGCACUUACGACGUGUCGCCUGGUCUGCAUUCACGAUGCGUCGCUUAUUCUGCUCUGUACGGCGCGUCGCAUGGUCUGCAGUUACGGCACGAUGCAUUGCCCUGCUCUGCACGGCACAACGCGGCGCCUGCUCUGUUCUGCACUUACGGCGUGUCGCAUGGUCUGCUCUGGACGACGCAUCGCCUGGUCUGCUCUCACGACGCGCCGCCUGCUCUGCUCUGUACGGCACGAUGCAUCGCCUGGUCUGUACGGCACGACGCGUCGCCUGGUCUGCACACACGAUCGCGACGCGUCGCAUGGUCUGCUUCGGACGACGUGUCGCCUGGUCUGGGCGACGCGCCGCCUAUUCAUACCCAACCACUCGGUCGGGCAGAAUACGACAUCUCUCGGAGUGGUGAAUACGACGUCUCUCGGUCGGGCAGAAUGUAACAUCUCUCGGUCGGGCAGAAUGUGACAUCUGGUUGUCGGGCAGAAUACGACGUCUGCCGGGGCGGUGGGGGUGCGCGCGAUGCAUGUUCGUUGUGUAGGGUUGAGGCGGAGCGUUGUGGUCGCGACAUGGGUGGCGCUGUGCGCUCGAUGUGGGUGGAUCUGUGGGGGG